Molecule: messenger RNA, 3200 nt
Organism: Ascoidea rubescens DSM 1968
Lineage: Eukaryota; Fungi; Ascomycota; Saccharomycetes; Ascoideales; Ascoideaceae
Gene: PHO91
Product: Pho91p
Exons: 1
Coding region: 322-3105 (927 amino acids)
Biological process (GO): monoatomic anion transmembrane transport; polyphosphate metabolic process; phosphate ion transport
Cellular component (GO): membrane
Molecular function (GO): phosphate transmembrane transporter activity
Source: RefSeq, a predicted model, not a curated record
UUUCAGCAGCCCAUAUAAAUAGCUUCUUCGUUAUUGAUCUGUCUUUUGUUUUCUCUCUGGUCUUACAUCUGCUUGUUCUCUUUCUCUUUGGUGUAGUAUUUGUUUCACUUUGUUUUUGCUUCUUUGUCUUCAACGCUGAUCUCUCUUUUUUUGAGUGCUUUUCUACUCACGGUUUUUUGGUUUCGGUUUUUGGCUGUUUUUGGCUCUCGUUGGUGCUUUUUACACUCCUAGACUCCUACAUUCAUAUCUCAACACACUCUUACGCUCAUCCAACAAUAGACCUGUUUUUCUCCUUUGUUCUUGCUUUAUUUUCCUUGAAACAUGAAGUUUUCUCACUCAUUGAAGUUCAAUGCUGUUCCCGAGUGGUCUUCGAAAUACCUUGCAUAUUCAUCUCUCAAGAAACUAAUCUACAAUCUCCAAAGAGAGUCUUUGAACAAUGGCCUGUUGGACCAUCAUGACACCGAAAGUGUACAUUCAAACGAGGAAACAAACUUGCUUUCCCUAAUCAACAACAGAUCCAAUUAUCCGGCCAGUAUUAACAGUAACAUCAAUUUCAAUUUCAAGAAACCAGAAGAGAUCUUCAUCAACACUUUGAAUGAAGAAUUGAUCAAAAUUGAAAGUUUCUACAAAUCAAAAGAACGCACUAUUUUGAAUGACUUGGACUUGUUGAUCAAUGAUAUCAACAAUUUCCAAACAGAAUUAAAACAUAAACAUCAUACAUUACACCACAACAACAAUAACAACAACAACAACAACAAUAACAACAACAACAACAACAAUAACAAUAACAAUAACAAAACAAUCCACGCAAACUCGGAUUUCGAUAAUCUCAACACAACUUCUUUUGAUUCAUUGGAGCACUUGAACACUGUCUCCCAACAAAGAGAAUCCCUACUAAGAUCAAAAUCUCCAAUCUCAUUCGACGAUUCAUAUGACAACCUAAUUCAACAAGAACUACUACUAACUUCGCAACACCCUUCCUCUACAUCUCAACAAAAUAUCCAUCCAAAUAAUCUCGACCACCAUAAUAGAAAUACUGACAACUUAUCGCUAAGCAGAAGAAACUCAUUGGCAAUCCUCAGCAAAAUCAAUGAUCCCUUUUUGGUUCUAAGUGAUGUAAGAAUAACCUUAAAAAAGAGAUCUGUUCUUCUAUUUACUUCCUUGUCUGAACUAAAAUCUUAUAUCGAUUUGAACAAAACUGGUUUUUCCAAAAUUUUAAAAAAAUUCGAUAAAUCCCUAAACACUAAAAUCAAAUUGGUUUAUUUAGAAGCACUCGAAAAAGAUUCGUACAUCUUCAAUCCAAAGACCUUGUCCUCUUUAAACCAAAGAAUCCACUCUUUAAUUUCCUCAUUUGCCUCCAUUGCCACCAAUGGUAACUUUCAAUCCGCUAAAUCAGAGCUAAACCUAAACUUGAGAGAAAAGGUGGUUUGGGAACGUAACACUGUUUGGAGAGAUUUAAUCGGUAUCGAAAGAAAAUCUCAAGCUGCAAAUGUCCCCAACGCUAGAAAUAGAUUUGACUUUUUUAACAAAAAGAAAUCUUUCAAAAAAAAUGAAGUUUAUAGCAGCGAUGAAGAUGAUGCCUAUUUCAACAAUCAAAACGUUAACAAUAACAACAAUUUACAAUCAAAUCAAACAAAAUACGAAUCUACAGCAAACACAAGAGCCUUUCAAGCUCUAAAUGACAGCAAAAACUUGCUCAAGUACUUGUUGUCUGGAAAUUCCCUAAAGGCAAUUUUGAUCUUCUUGCUAACUCUUAUUUUGCUAUUGGUUUCCCCCUUUGAAGUCAAAGAACAAAAAAACUGCUUUGCUUUGUUGGUCUGUGCUUCUCUAUUAUGGGCAACAGAAACUAUACCUUUGUUUGUUACUUCAAUGUUGAUCCCAUUUUUGAUUGUCAUAUUGGAUAUGCUCAAGCAUCCCGAUGGCACUUUGAUGACCUCACCAGAAGCUUCGAAAUUUAUUUUUAGCACAAUGUGGUCGUCAGUUAUAAUGAUUCUUCUUGGUGGUUUCACUCUAGCUGCUGCACUCUCAAAGUACUCAAUUACAAAAAUAGUUUCAACUUAUAUUCUUUCCCAAGCCGGUACAAGCCCAAAAAUAGUUUUACUCACAAUAAUGUUUGUUGCCUUAUUCGUAGCCAUGUGGGUCAGUAAUGUUGCUUCACCAGUCUUGUGCUACUCCAUAGUUCAACCUUUAUUAAGAACACUACCCCCAAACUCACAAUUUGCAAAGGUCCUCAUUCUCGGUAUAGCCUUUGCCUCUAAUAUCGGUGGUAUGGCUUCUCCCAUUGCCUCUCCCCAAAAUAUUAUUGCAAUUGAGUUGAUGGAGCCUCAACCUUCCUGGGGCCAGUGGUUCGUCAUUACUAUUCCUGUUUGUAUUAUUUCGGUAUUGAUAAUCUGGGUGUUUUUGCUUGUCACAUUUCCCACAAAGAAAGCUGUCAAAUUGGUUCCCAUUAGAGUGGUGGACGAGCAGUUCACCUUCACCCAAUACUUUGUCUCCAUUGUAACAGUAGUUACUAUUUUAUUGUGGUGUGUUGCACAUCAAGUCGAAGGCGUCUUUGGUGAAAUGGGAAUCAUAGCCAUCAUCCCCAUGGUAUCAUUUUUUGGAACAGGUCUAUUGACCUCUGAAGAUUUCAACAACUUCCUAUGGACGAUAGUGAUGUUAGCCAUGGGCGGUAUCUCAUUAGGCAAAGCUGUGUCGUCUUCUGGAUUAUUGGCCACCAUUGCCCUUGGAAUUCAACACAGAGUCGAGGAUUUGAACUUGUACUCUAUCUGUUUGAUUUUUGGUCUAUUGGUUUUGAUUGUUGCAACUUUUGUUUCUCACACUGUAGCUGCUUUGAUAAUUUUGCCAUUGGUCAGGGAGAUUGGAGCUGCAAUGCCUGAACCUCAUGCCAGGUUGUUGGUGAUGUGCUCUGCUUUGCUUUGUUCUGGUGCCAUGGGUUUGCCCACCUCUGGAUUUCCCAAUGUUACUGCAAUUUGUAUGACAGACGAGCUAGGAAAACCCUAUUUAACGGUUACCACCUUUAUCACCAGAGGUGUUCCGAUUUCUUUCUUCACCUACAUUGUCGUGAUAACAAUUGGGUACUCUAUAAUGAGAUUAAUCCACUUCUAGGCUGCUGACUUUCAGGUCUAAUCAACCUUUUCUACAGCCAAAACAACAGCAUAACACAACAAUAAAGAAACACUAUUCUCAUUGCAUGUAAGAAA